Drosophila navojoa is the source of this 1969-nucleotide messenger RNA. It is a transcript of the gene Pgant7, whose product is annotated as N-acetylgalactosaminyltransferase 7. Gene Ontology annotation, biological process: protein O-linked glycosylation. Gene Ontology annotation, molecular function: polypeptide N-acetylgalactosaminyltransferase activity. Gene Ontology annotation, cellular component: Golgi apparatus. NCBI's taxonomy places the organism in Eukaryota, Metazoa, Arthropoda, Insecta, Diptera, Drosophilidae. The record is from RefSeq and is a predicted model, not a curated record.
AUUGGCAUUGGAAUUAACAUUGGCAUUUCAAAUUAAAGUGAAGCCAUCGAAAUUGUAUUGCGAAUCACAAUUGGGGCAAGAUGCGCGUGAGUAAUAUACGCAGCGGCCGCAUCUGCCGCAUGGCAUUGUGCCUGCUGGUCAUCUUGCCGCUGCUCUAUCUGCUGGCCAACUGGAGCGAUCACCACAAGCGCGUCCAAGAGGCGUAUCACACGCGCUUCGGCGGACCCAAGUUCAGUCAUCAGCGGCUCGAGAAUCGGCCUCGGGAGGUGCCCACGCUAGUGGAGGGCCUGGGCAAUUUCGAGCCCAGAGAUCUGAAGCCACGCACCGGUCCCGGCGAGAACGGAGAAGGGCACAUUCUGUCGCCCGACAAGAAGAACGUGGCCGAUGCCUCCGAAAUGGAAUAUGGCAUGAAUAUCGCCUGCUCGGAUGAGAUAUCGAUGCAUCGUUCGGUGCGUGAUACACGCCUUGAGGAGUGCAAGCACUGGGACUAUCCCUACGAUCUGCCGCCCACCAGUGUCAUCAUUGUGUUCCACAACGAAGGCUUCUCCGUCCUGAUGCGCACCGUCCACUCGGUGAUCGAUCGCUCGCCCAAGCACAUGCUGCACGAGAUCAUUCUGGUGGACGAUUUUUCGGACAAGGAGAAUCUGCGCGGCAAACUGGACGAGUAUAUCCUGCAGUUCAAGGGCCUGGUCAAGAUCAUACGCAAUGCGGAACGCGAGGGCCUCAUACGCACACGCUCUCGUGGCGCCAUGGAAGCUACAGGUGAGGUGAUUGUCUUUCUGGAUGCGCAUUGUGAGGUGAAUCUCAAUUGGCUGCCACCGCUGCUGGCGCCCAUUUAUCGUGAUCGCACCGUGAUGACCGUGCCCAUCAUUGAUGGCAUCGAUCACAAGACUUUCGAGUACCGUCCGGUCUAUGGCAGCGACAAUCAUUUCCGCGGCAUCUUCGAGUGGGGCAUGCUGUACAAGGAGAACGAGGUGCCACGCCGCGAGCAGCGUCGUCGUGCCCACAACUCUGAGCCGUAUCGCAGUCCGACGCAUGCGGGCGGCCUCUUUGCGAUUAAUCGCGAGUAUUUCCUGGAGCUGGGCGCCUACGAUCCGGGCCUGCUUGUCUGGGGCGGCGAGAACUUUGAGCUGAGCUUCAAGAUCUGGCAAUGUGGCGGCAGCAUCGAGUGGGUGCCCUGCUCCCGUGUCGGCCACGUCUAUCGCGGCUUUAUGCCCUACAACUUUGGCAAGCUGGCGAGCAAGAAGAAGGGCCCAUUGAUUACCAUCAACUACAAGCGCGUCAUUGAGACCUGGUUCGAUGACACACACAAGGAGUUCUUCUACACGCGCGAGCCGCUGGCGCGUUACCUGGACAUGGGCGACAUUUCCGAGCAGCUGGCGCUGAAGAAGCGCCUCAACUGCAAGUCCUUCCAGUGGUUCAUGGACAACAUUGCCUACGAUGUGGUGGACAAAUUUCCGGCGCUGCCCGCCAACUUGCAUUGGGGCGAGCUGCGCUCGGUGGCCUCCGAUGGCUGCCUGGACUCCAUGGGCCACCAGCCGCCGGCCAUCAUGGGCCUCUCCUAUUGCCAUGGCGGUGGCAAUAAUCAGCUGGUGCGCCUGAAUGCCGCUGGACAGCUGGGCGUGGGCGAACGUUGCGUGGAGGCCGAUCGCCAGGGCAUUAAGCUGGCCGUCUGCCGCUUGGGCACCGUCGACGGACCCUGGAGCUACAACGAACAGACCAAGCAUCUGCUCCAUCGUGUCCACAAAAAGUGCAUGGCUCUGCAUCCGACGACACAGCAGCUCUCGCUGGGGCAGUGCGAUGUGAACGAUGGCUACCAGAAGUGGCUCUUCAAGGAGAUACGUCCGCACUGGUAGGAGUGAUCGGACGAGAUUAAGGCAGCCAGGCGUCAAAGCAAUAUCUAACAAGGGUUUCAACGGGGUACGAGCAACGAGUGGGCAGGCAGGGAUCUAAAUGAUGGGGGAAAUGG